CAACACCUACUUCCCUCCCACAGUUUCUGGCUCGCGUCAUGGCUGCCGCCACCGCGCUGGAGGAGGUGGCGGCGCCCGUGGGCGCCCUGUGUGGCCUCGUGCAAGACUUCGUCAUGGGCCAGCAGGAGGGGCCCGCUGACCAGGUGGCUGCAGAUGUGAAAUCCGGUGGCUAUACAGUGUUACAAGUGGUAGAAGCCCUUGGGUCAUCUCUGGAGAAUCCAGAACCCCGAACUCGGGCACGAGGAAUCCAGCUUUUGUCACAGGUGCUACUCCAGUGUCACUCCUUGCUCCUGGAGAAGGAAGUGGUACAUCUGAUCCUGUUCUAUGAGAACCGGCUGAAGGACCAUCAUCUUGUGAUCCCAUCUGUCCUCCAGGGCCUGAGGGCACUGAGCAUGUCUGUGGCCCUGCCCCCUGGGCUGGCUGUCUCUGUACUUAAAGCCAUCUUCCAGGAGAUACAUGUACAGUCCCUGCUGCAAGUGGAUCGCCAUACAGUAUUCAGUAUCAUCACUAACUUCAUGCGAUCACGGGAAGAAGAGCUGAAGGGCCUAGGAGCUGACUUCACAUUUGGCUUCAUCCAGGUGAUGGAUGGAGAAAAGGAUCCUCGUAAUCUUUUGGUGGCUUUCCGCAUCGUCCAUGACCUCAUCUCCAAGGACUACAGUCUGGGACCUUUUGUGGAAGAGUUAUUUGAAGUGACAUCUUGUUAUUUCCCUAUUGAUUUUACCCCUCCACCUAAUGAUCCCUAUGGCAUCCAGAGAGAUGAUCUCAUCCUGAGUCUCCGUGCUGUGCUGACUUCCACACCACGUUUUGCUGAGUUCUUGCUGCCUCUGCUGAUUGAGAAAAUGGAUUCUGAGAUUUUAAGUGCCAAACUGGAUUCUCUGCAAACUCUGAAUGCUUGCUGUGCUGUGUAUGGACAAAAGGAACUGAAGGACUUCCUCCCAAGUCUUUGGGCUUCUAUCCGCAGAGAGGUGUUCCAGACGGCAAGUGAGCGCGUAGAGGCCGAGGGCCUGGCAGCCCUCCACUCCCUGACUGCGUGUUUGUCUUGCUCUGUGCUGAGGGCUGAUGCUGAGGACCUCCUUGACUCCUUCCUCAGCACCAUUCUACAGGACUGCAGGCAUCAUCUAUGUGAACCAGAUAUGAAACUGGUGUGGCCUAGUGCCAAGUUGUUGCAGGCUGCUGCAGGUGCGUCUGCCCGAGCCUGUGAGCACAUCACCCGCAACGUGCUUCCCUUGCUGUUGGAACAGUUCCACAAGCACAGUCAGAGCAACCAGCGACGGACAAUCCUUGAAAUGCUCCUGGGUUUCUUAAAGCUACAGCAGAAAUGGAACUAUGAAGAGAAAGAUGAAAGGCCUCUGACUAGCUUCAAGGACCAGCUGUGCUCAUUGGUAUUCAUGGCUCUAAUAGACCCCAGCACCCAGCUUCAGCUUGUUGGCAUCCGGACACUCACAGUUUUAGGUUCUCAGCCAGAUCUUCUAUCUUCUGGGGACUUGGAGCUGGCAGUAGGUCACCUGUACCGACUGAUCUUCCUGGAGGAAGAUUCCCAGAGUUGUCGGGUGGCAGCACUGGAGGCAUCUGGAACCCUGACCACACUCUAUCCUGGAACCUUCAGCAGCCACCUGCUACCCAAGCUUGCUAAGGAGCUACAUAAAGGUGAGUCAGAUGUGGCUAGAGAAGAUGGUCUUAUGAAAAGUUCCCGGCAUUUCUACUGUCUGCAAGCUUUGUCAGCCAUUUCAACACAUCCCAGCAUUGUCAAGGAGACACUGCCUCUGCUGCUGCAGCAUCUCUGUCAAGCAAACAAAGGGAAUAUGGUUACAGAACCCAGUGAAAUUACUGCUAUCUGUCAAAGUCUCCAGCAAGUGGCAGAAAAAUGCCAGCAGGACCCUGAGAGCUACUGGUAUUUCCACAAGACAGCUGUACCCUGCCUGUUUGGUUUGGCUGUCCAGGCUUCCAUGCCAGAGAAGGAAUCCUCAGUUCUGAGAAGAGUACUGUUGGAAGAUGAGGUCUUGGCUGCCUUGGCAUCUGUCAUUGGAACUGCUACUACCCACCUGAGCCCUGAACUAGCUGCCCAGAGUGUCCUGUGCAUUGUGCCCCUCUUCUUAGAUGGCAACACCUCCUUUCUACCUGAGAACAGCUUCCCAAGCCGAUUCCAGCCAUUCCAGAAUGGCUCCUCUGCGCAGAGGCGACUGGUUGCACUGCUUACAGCUUUUGUCUGCUCCCUGCCACGAAAUGUGGAAAUCCCUCAGCUGAGCCGACUCAUGCGGGAACUUCUGGAGCAGAGCUGCUGCCACAGCUGCCACUUCUCUUCCACUGCCGCCGCCAAGUGCUUCGCAGGACUCCUCAACAAGCACCCUCCAGGGCAGCAGUUGGAUGAAUUCCUCCAGCUUGCUGUGGACGCAGUGGAGGCUGGCCUGGCCUCUGGAUCUUCUCGUAAUCAGGCUUUCGUUCUGCUGCUCUGGGUAACCAAGGCUUUAGUCCUCAGAUACCAUCCUCUCAGCACCUGCCUUACCACCCGACUCAUGGGCCUCCUCAGUGAUCCAGAACUAGGUCCUGCAGCAGCCGAUGGCUUCUCUCUACUCAUGUCUGACUGCACUGAUGUGUUGACUCGUGCCGGCCAUGCUGAUGUUCGGAUUAUGUUCCGCCAGCGGUUCUUCACAGACAAUGUGCCUGCUUUGGUCCAAGGCUUCCAUGCUGCUCCCCAAGAUGUGAAGCCAAACUAUCUAAAGGGUCUGUCUCAUGUACUCAACAGGCUGCCCAAGCCUGUGCUUUUACCAGAGCUGCCCACACUCCUUUCCUUGCUGCUGGAGGCACUGUCCUGCCCUGAUUCGGUGGUCCAGCUUUCUACUCUCAGCUGUCUCCAGCCUCUUCUACUGGAAGCACCCCAAAUCAUGAGUCUUCAUGUUGAUACUCUGGUCACCAAAUUCCUGACCCUCAGCUCUAGUCCUUCAAUGGCUGUCCGGAUUGCUGCUCUGCAGUGUAUGCAUGCCCUCACUAGCCUGCCCACUCCUGUGCUACUGCCAUACAAAUCCCAGGUGAUCCGGGCCUUAGCCAAGCCUCUGGAUGACAAGAAGAGACUUGUGCGCAAGGAAGCAGUGUCUGCGAGGGGAGAAUGGUUUCUGCUGGGGAGCCCAGGUAGCUGAACCCUUGGUCCUGGCCUAGCCCCUUCUGACAAUCUAACCUGCAGCAGGGACUAACUAUUGAGCCAUCCUCCAAGGCAAGGAGACCACUGACCUGUCUUCCCCAUGGAUACAGUACAGAUGCUGGAUCCCUCCUGCAUGGCUGUGCAAGACAAGACACUUGAGUUCUAAUUUCUAGUGGAUUGUUGAAGAAACUGAAUGGGCCUUGUAUUUGGGGGAAAAGAUGUUGGAUCUUGGGGCUCCCCUGUAUCAGGAAAAGGCAGCUUUUCUUGUUGAAGGACAAAUGCAGUUGAGUGUGACCUUGGGGGCCAGGGAUGGUGUUGUGUGUUCAUUUGCCAGAGAAUAAAAAGAUUUUUUUUUUUUU
This is a messenger RNA of Myodes glareolus (Bank vole), 3495 nucleotides long. RefSeq names its product MMS19 cytosolic iron-sulfur assembly component (gene Mms19). Gene Ontology annotation, cellular component: MMXD complex; cytosolic [4Fe-4S] assembly targeting complex. The record is from RefSeq and is a predicted model, not a curated record. NCBI's taxonomy places the organism in Eukaryota, Metazoa, Chordata, Mammalia, Rodentia, Cricetidae.